UACACCUGCGGCGCGCCGGGGACACGCCGGGGACACGCCGGGGACACGCCGGGGACACGCCAGCGUACACGCCAGGGACACGGCAAGGACACGCCAGGGACACGCCAGGGACACGCCAGGGUACACGCCAGGGACACGGCAAGGACACGCCACCGUCGCACCACGGACACGCGAGGGGCACGGAAAGAGAGAGAGCAAGGCGACGGGACACGGAGCGGAACAUGGCAGGGACACAGUGAGGGACGUGGACACUCGUGGGUGCCCCCGCCACCUCCCCUCCGCCAUGUUGGCGCCCCGCCCGCCCCCGUCACGUGACGAGGCCACGCCGUCACGUGACGAAGCCGCAGCACUUCCGCCCGGAGCGCGGCGCGCCGGCAGUGACCCCCCCCCCCCCCCGCCGUCGCCCGCAGCGGCCAUGGGCGCCCCGAAGCCGCUGAUCCUGCCGUGGCUGCGGGCGCAGCUGGACCGGGGGGGCUACCCGGGCGUGCGCUGGCUGGGGGCCACCCGCUUCCGCGUGCCCUGGAAGCACGGCCUGCGCCACGACGUCGCCCCCGAGGACUUCCAGCUCUUCCAGGACUGGGCCAUCGCCAGCGGGUGCUACCGGCCCGGCGUGGACCCGCCGGCACCGGCCGUCUGGAAGCGCAACUUCCGGGCAGCGCUGAACCGCAAGCCGGGGCUGCGCGUGGUCGAGGACCGCAGCGGCGACGCCGGGGACCCCCACAAGGUCUACGAGUUCCUGCCCGGGGGGCCGGGGGGGGCCGGGGACCCCCCCGAGGUCUACGAGUUCCUGCCCGGGGCGCUGGGGGGGGCCAGCGGCGCUGGGGACCCCCCCGAGACCUAUGAGUUCCUGCCCGGGGUGCCGGGGGGGGCCAGCGGUGCUGGGGACCCCCCCGAGGUCUACGAGUUCCUGCCCGGGGUGCCGGGGGGGGCCGGGCAGCCCCCCAGGGCAGGUGAUGCAGGCCCGGCUGAGCCCCCCGAGGCCUCUGGGGGGGACCUGGAGCUGCUGGAGCCGGAGCUGGACUGCGGCCAGGACUGGGACCUGGACGAAGUCAUGAACAUGCUGGUGCUCGACAGCCCCGAGGAAGACGUCGCCAUCUCGCUGCUCGCCCCAGCCCCCGACGAUGCCCCAGCCCCUUAUUGCCCCUUGACCCCCCCUUGUUGCCCCCAGCCCCCUUUUUAUUGCUCCCUAUUGCCUUUAGAUACCCCCCCGUGCUGCCCCCGGACCCCCUAUUGCCCCCCGGAGGACGCCAUGGGGCUGGGCCCCCCCCCGCAGCCAGGCUGCCCCCUCCCCGACCUGCUCAUCGGGGCGGAUGAGCUGAAGACGGACCUGGAGGUGCGGGUGUACUACCGGGGCCGCGCCGUGCUGCAGACGACGGUGGCGGCGCCGGGGCAGCUGCUGCUGGUGGCACCGGGGACGCCGGGGACGCCGGUGGCACCGGGGACGGUGGCGCUGCCGGAGCCGGCGGUGGCCGACGGGCGCCAGGCGCGGUACACGCGGCGGGUGCUGCGGGGCCUGGGCGCCGGCGUGGGGCUGCGCGCGCGGGGGCCGGGGCUCGAGGGCGCCCGCCUGGGCUGCUGCCGCGUCUUCUGGGGCCGCGGGGGCACCCCGGGGCCCGGCCCCCCCCGCGGCGCCCUGCCCAAGGGCACCUACGGGCCCCUCUACGGCCUCCGGGACUUCGUUAGAGAGCUCAUCGCCUUCAUGGAGGGCGGGGGGGAGUCGCCCCAGUACGAGCUCUGGCUCUGCCUGGGGGAGCCCUGGCCCGAGCCCGGCCACAGCUGGACCCGCAAGCUCAUCAUGGUGCAGGUGGUGCCGGUGGCGCUGCGGCUGCUGCACGAGCUGAGCCGGGCGCAGGGAGCCUCGUCGCUGCGCAGCUCCGAGCUGCAGCUGCAGCUCUCGGCCUCGCUGGGCGAGGGGGGGCUCCUGGGGGCCCUGCGCAGCUGGGACGAGCGCAUGGACAGCCUGCCCUCUGCCUAGGGGGGGGGCCGCACCCCCCCCGGGGCAAGGAGACCCCCCCCCGGGCACGGGGACCCCCCCAGACACAGAGACCCCCCCGUGCUGUGCUGGGACCCCCUGUGCCAUGCUGGGGACCCCCCCCCUGGGGUGCAGAGACCCCCCCCCCCGGGGCACGGGGACACCCUGUGCCUUGCUGGGACCCCCCCCGGGACAUGAGGACCCCCCCCUGCUGUGCUGGGACCCCCCCUGCUGUGCUGGGACCCCCCCAGGGUGAGGAGACCCCCCCCCAGGGUGAGGAGACCCCCCCCCAGGGUGUGGGGACCCCCCUGUGCUGUGCUGGGACCCCCCCCCGGGACACGAGGACCCCCCCGCUGUGCUGGGACCCCCCCCCCCCCCCGGGCACGGAGAACCCCCCCUGGGGCGCAGGGAGCCCCCUCUGCCGUGCCGGGACCCCCCCCGGGGUGCUGGGACCCACAACAGCACAGGGAACACCCCCCCCCACGGCAUGGGGGCCCCCCCACGGCACGGGGGACCCCCCCAUGGCACAGGGGAGCCCCUCAAAGCCUUUCGGGGGGGGGCCGCAACCCCCCCCAAAUAAAGACUUUGGACCCAGG
Dromaius novaehollandiae (emu) is the source of this 2568-nucleotide messenger RNA. RefSeq names its product interferon regulatory factor 3 (gene IRF3). NCBI's taxonomy places the organism in Eukaryota, Metazoa, Chordata, Aves, Casuariiformes, Dromaiidae. Gene Ontology annotation, molecular function: RNA polymerase II cis-regulatory region sequence-specific DNA binding; protein binding; DNA-binding transcription factor activity, RNA polymerase II-specific. The transcript is spliced from 12 exons. Gene Ontology annotation, biological process: immune system process; regulation of transcription by RNA polymerase II. Bases 284 to 1975 code for a protein of 563 amino acids. The record is from RefSeq and is a predicted model, not a curated record. Gene Ontology annotation, cellular component: nucleus.